AUGGUUGAUACUCGCAGCACUAUAGAUUUACAGAAAGAGGCCUCGACCAUCAUACAGGAGGCUAAUAAGUCCGGUGCAAUGGACAUCACCCGCAUUCAGGCGGUGCCUCCGAAGGUUUGGGGCCAAGUAUGUACGGCAUUAGAUAUAGAACGGCUAAUCAACUACAACCAGCUGUUGAUGCAACCGAAGUAUAUGAAAGAGCUACAAGAGGUACUCGCUGCCCGAAUAGAGGCUGAGAAACCUGCGUUUACUCACAGGAAGAUACAAGAAGCCGGCGGGCAGAACCCAGCAGGGAAUAGACCACCUACGCUCGAUCUAAGCUCGGUAGGCCAGCAAGUACCCAUGCUAGAAGAGGUCUACUAUAGUGACCAUAGUUCUACGCCGAGACUUCAUAAGAAGAGACAUACGUUAACGACUGAUGGCUGGGCCAACAUAGACUACCUGAUGGGCGACCCGGCUCAUAUGUUGAGGCAACUACGCGGAGUCCGCAUGUCGCCGGAAAAAGCAUUCGAGACGCGAAACAAGAUCCUGAGAAAGGCGCUAGUGGAUGCUGAAAUCGACAAUACGGAUAAGCUGAUUAUCCGCGUGAAUCAACUUAUAGACCAAGGCCUUAUAACACACGAUUUGUCAGUCAAUAUACUCUUAAGUUGUGCUGUGUACGGGAAAGAAGGGACCAUGCGUCGGAUCGAGUCAGGCGCAAUACUCAAACCAAUAAACAUCUACAAUCUGAGUUCACGAAAGCGACCUGACGAGAGGAAACCGAGAACGCAGAACCAAAGCCCGAACACAUACAACAACAGUAACAACAAGAAGAAGAAUACGAACUCGUAUAACAAUCAAAAUCGUUUUUUUACAACCGCUUGCGGGGCUCGAACCCGCGACUGCAAGACUAAGAGUCUUGCGCUCUACCGACUGAGCUAA
Messenger RNA from Gregarina niphandrodes, 921 nucleotides. RefSeq lists its product as hypothetical. The transcript has a single exon. The record is from RefSeq and is a predicted model, not a curated record. The coding region runs from base 1 to 921 and encodes 306 amino acids. NCBI's taxonomy places the organism in Eukaryota, Apicomplexa, Conoidasida, Eugregarinorida, Gregarinidae.